Molecule: messenger RNA, 528 nt
Organism: Entamoeba dispar SAW760
Lineage: Eukaryota; Evosea; Mastigamoebida; Endamoebidae
Product: zinc finger protein, putative
Exons: 1
Coding region: 1-528 (175 amino acids)
Source: RefSeq, a predicted model, not a curated record
AUGCAAAGUAAUGAUAUUCAAUCUACAGUUAAUAGUAUCUUUACUUCAUGUUUUCAAGAAAUUAAACAUGGAAAUUUAAUAUGUCCACAUCCUGGUUGUGGAAAAUCAUUUUAUACUAAAAAAUGUCUUAGUGUUCAUAUGCAAACUCAUUCUGGAAAAAAACCUUUUUCAUGUAAUAUUUGUGGUAUGAAAUUCUUAAGAAAACAUGAUUGUAAUGUUCAUAUGAGAGUUCACACUGGUGAAAAACCUUAUGAAUGUCUUAUUUGUCAUAAACAUUUUGCUCGUCAUUCUGAUCUAAAAGUUCAUGAAAAAGUUCAUUCAGAUGAAAAGCCAUUUCAUUGUCCUUUCGUUGGUUGUUGUAAAGCUUUUAAAAGAAAACAUGAUCUUAAAAAACAUAUUACUUUUCAUGUAAAACAUUCUGUAAAAGAAUAUAGUGAAGUAAUUGAAAAAUCUGAAGAAUUGUAUCAUCAACAACUCCCAAGUGCUUUUACUCCAGUUACUGACUUUUCUUUAUAUUCUGUUUAUUAA